This is a messenger RNA of Drosophila takahashii, 1084 nucleotides long. RefSeq lists its product as uncharacterized. The record is from RefSeq and is a predicted model, not a curated record. Lineage: Eukaryota; Metazoa; Arthropoda; Insecta; Diptera; Drosophilidae.
UUCAAGUGCGCACACGAGACGCGCUCCAUUCUCGAGAUCUGUUUUCGAGAAACUCCUAAGGAAAUACCCAUUAGAACACUCGAUUCUCCACGGCAAGAUGCUGUCAACAACGAGCUCUUUUAACGCCCACCUAUUGUUAUUAUUUUUGGGUGGCCUGCUGCUAACUCAUCACUGUGUCCAAGGUCAGGCGAAUAAAGUGUCCUCCAAGUUGGAUUUCGAUGAGGGCGACGGCAGCAACAAUCAGACGGGCUUACCGGGGCAGCCGGGCCAAGUGGGCGGCGGGAUUGGAAACGGGAGCUACGACCCAGGAACGGGACGAGGCUUGGGUGGAGGAGGUGGAGGUUCCGGUGGCUCUGGAGGAGGCAGCGGAAGCAGCAGCGGCGGCGGUGGAACAUCCAGCGGUGGAAAUCGACCCAAGAUCCACGGCGUUCGGGUCACCGUAGAUACGGGAGAUGGACAGCAGCAAACGAAAGAGUCCAAGGAGAGCGUGGAAAUUACGGAUUUGGGCAAGCACAAGAAGCGUGUGGGCAUCCACACGGACAUCACGUUCGAAAUAACCUCGGAUUCGGAUGGGAAUGAAACCAGCUCCGCUCAGCAGCAGGGCGACAAGGAGGACGCCAGUGUGCCCAUCUACAAGGGUCGUGGUGGCAGCGAGCCAAAGCACAAGACCCGCAAACCAUAUGAUCCAAAAUCCCAGUGGAAUCCCAACUUCUCCGGCGAACAGCGCGGCUACCAGGGCAGCAAUCGUGGUGGCUACCAGGGAUCCAAUCGCCGUGACUACUAUCCGCAGUACUAUCCCGAGAACGUCUACACCGGCGGAGGUUCCGAUGCCGGCAGCAUCUACAGGAACGGGGAGACCUGGACGCACUACGUGCCCGUUUGGACCACGGAGCGGGCGCCCCAGGAACAGGGACAGAUUUACCGGAGACCCAGCUGGAAGCCCUGCUACUGCAUGUCAUCCGCGGACUUUAGACGGCGUCGGGAUAGCAAAGCCGGCAGAGAUCCGGUGGAUCAGCACAAGGGUGUGAUCAACAGUGGGGUAGUCCAGGUGGUAGAUGGCAAGCUGGAGAGACCCUUCUCCUGA